Molecule: messenger RNA, 864 nt
Organism: Plasmodium malariae
Lineage: Eukaryota; Apicomplexa; Aconoidasida; Haemosporida; Plasmodiidae
Source: the annotation of a RefSeq genome assembly
AUGACCUCUAGAUAUACAAAGGAAAAUGAAAAUUCCGUGACAUUAUUACUUAAAUAUAGAAAGGAAUUUGAUGAAGCUAUCACAGAUAUUAAAAAUGAAAAAAGUGGGGAACUUGCUGAAAAUCCUGGAAGGAAAUGUUCUUCAAUUGCUGACGGUGAUUUCAUUCAACCAUGCCAAGAUAUUGGUAGAUAUUUAAUUGAAAUCAAGUAACUCUAAAUAACGGAUAGUCUCAAACGUUGUAAAUACUUAAAUUACAGGAUAAAUUCAAACGAAAAAUAUAAUAAGAAUUCUGAUUUCUUUCAGAAAUAUAAAGAAUUUUCGUCCAGAACAGAUAAUUUAUGCAUAGCUGAAAUAAAAAAAAUUGAUCGAGAUACCUUAACAAAAUUUACAGAUCUAUAUGACUUAUAUGAAGAAUUUGACAACUUUAAUGGUAGCAACGUUUUAUCUAAUAGUAUCAGUUGUAAUCCUAUUAAAAAAUGUUAUAACUUUUAUAAUAAUAAAUAUAGGGAAUGUGAAGGGAAGGAGAGCAACGAUUUUUGUGAGGAAUUAAAUAAUUUUAAGAAAGCAUAUGAAGAAAAAAUGCGAACUGUAAUUCCUUGCCCAGCUGUACCACAAAUUUUAUCCCCUACUAAUGUGAAUUACUUAUUUUUUUCCAGCUUAACAGCAGCUAUCCUAUCACUUUGUUUUUUUUUAUAUAAGUUUACUCGAAUGAAAUCAUGGUUAAGUAAUCAAUUAAUAAGGAAAAAAAUAAUUGUACACAACGAAGUCCAGGAGGGAACAAGAGAAUACAUACAAAACAUUAAUGUAGAAGUAAAUAGAAAUUACGAAAGAAUUGUUCAUAAUAUAGGUUAUCAUCCUCAAUGA